AUGUACAGGAACUUAAUAAUUGCUACUGCCCUUACUUGCGGUGCAUACAGUGCCUACGUGCCUUCCGAACCAUGGAGCACACUGACACCUGAUGCUAGCCUUGAAAGUGCCCUCAAAGAUUACUCACAAACUUUUGGAAUAGCUAUUAAGUCCUUAGAUGCCGACAAGAUUAAGAGAGAGGCUGUUUCCCAGAUUGGAGAUGGACAGAUUCAGGCGGCUACAAUCACCUCAUCUGAACCGAAAGUAACUGCCCAAGUAGUUUCCCAAAUAGGGGACGGCCAAAUUCAAGCCACGACCUCCACUUCAUCAAAAUCGAAAGAAACCGCUCAAGUUGUUUCCCAAAUAGGUGACGAAACCGCUCAAGUUGUUUCCCAAAUAGGUGACGGUCAAAUUCAAGCUACGACCUCCACUUCAUCGGAAGUAAAACAAACUACAGGAGUUGUCUCCCAAAUAGGAGAUGGCCAGAUCCAAGCCACUACAGCCACUACAUCUGUCGCUUCUCAGAUUGGAGACGGCCAAGUGCAGGAGUCAAAACCAACGGACACAUCAGAGGAUAAAGGGACUUCUGAUUUAGUGUCUUGCCUUACUGAUUCUUCUCUUGCUUUGGUUCUUGAAAAGGGUGUGCUGACAGACGCUCAGGGUAGAAUUGGUGCGAUUGUGGCCAAUAGGCAAUUUCAAUUUGAUGGACCGCCACCCCAAGCUGGCACCAUAUAUGCAGGAGGAUGGUCGAUUACAGACGAUGCUAAGCUGGCCCUUGGUAACAGUACAACCUUCUAUCAAUGUCUUUCGGGUACCUUCUACAAUCUCUAUGACGAAAAAAUUGGCGAACAGUGUGAACCAGUCGAGUUGGACAUUGUAGACCUCAUAGAGUGUUAG
Molecule: messenger RNA, 876 nt
Organism: Komagataella phaffii GS115
Lineage: Eukaryota; Fungi; Ascomycota; Pichiomycetes; Pichiales; Pichiaceae
Exons: 2
Coding region: 1-876 (291 amino acids)
Biological process (GO): fungal-type cell wall organization
Cellular component (GO): fungal-type cell wall
Molecular function (GO): structural constituent of cell wall
Source: RefSeq, a predicted model, not a curated record